Messenger RNA from Eurypyga helias (sunbittern), 1511 nucleotides. RefSeq names its product family with sequence similarity 214, member B (gene ATOSB). The transcript has 7 exons. The annotation marks the transcript as partial. NCBI's taxonomy places the organism in Eukaryota, Metazoa, Chordata, Aves, Eurypygiformes, Eurypygidae. The record is from RefSeq and is a predicted model, not a curated record.
AUGCGGCACAUCCACGCAGAGACGUCCCUGCCCCCGGAGCACAGCACCGAGAGCACAGAGCAGCGGGCAGGCAGUCGGCAGGCCGUCAAGAGGGGUUACCCCGAGCAGCGAACUCAGGAGGGGGGACGAGAUCCGAAACGAACUCACUGGGGUGGCGGGGGGGGGGAUGGCAAGCGUGAUGGGGGCCCUGGGCAGGCUUCCCUGGAUGAUGACGAUGCCUUCGAGGAUGGUCUGCUGGUGGAGGAGCUGUCCCUGUGUGGCUCUGCACAGCACUUCUCCCACAGCGGGUUGCGGGUGGUGGAGCACCGGUGUGAAGGCAGCCCUAGCCCCAGCCCCAGGGCCAGCAGAGAGAAGUCACGGGAUGUCUCCUCGUCCUCCUGGCCCCAGCACAUUGCUUGCAGUACUUUGCACAUGAGAGACAGUUGCUCUGUCUCAUCGGGGGAUCAGCCCACAGACUACGGAGGGAAUGGGGAGCAGGCAAGUGGCCACGACUUACUUCACCUUGGUUUGCACAAUAUUGCACAAACAGCCUGGUUGGACUCUGGUGGGAAGAGAGAGAAGCCAGGGGGCAGCCCAGCUCACAGCAGCUCUGCUAGCAGAGAAGAAGAAGGGCCCGUGGUGGCCAACGGGUGCAAGGGGCCCCCAGCUCCACAGACAGUGCUCAGCCCUGAGCCCAGCAACCUGAGCUCCCUGGAGAAGACUCCCUGCGGGAGCAGCCAGCUCAGCAGCAGCAACUGCCCGGCCAAAAGGAAGCUGCUUCCCACCGCCGAGGUUGUAGCUGACUCCUGCUCUGAGGAUGAGAGCCUGUCCCCAUUGGCAAGGAAGAAGAGGAUCCUGCUGUGCCAUCCAGUGCCCACAGCCUGCCGCAGCACUGAUGCCAAGGGGGCCCCAUUCUGGAAUCACCUGCUUCCCGUGGCCAAGAGCUCUGCAGAUUGCACCGGGGUCGGGAGGAGGCUGAAGAGCGGGCUGCGCCUCAAAUCGCGACAUCUCCGGAGCAACCUCCGGAGGUGUACCAGGUCCUCCGCAGCGCCCUGGGCCACCACCACUGUCAGCCAUGCUCUGCUGGGCAACUUUGAGGAGUCCAUCCUGAAAGGGCGCUUUGCACCCUCGGGGAGGAUCGAGGGGUUCACAGCGGAGAUCGGUGCCAGCGGCUCCUACUGCCCCCAGCACGCCACCCUGCCCGUUGACGUCACCUACUUCGACAUCUCCGAACACAGCGCACCCUCGCCUUUCCUGGGAGUGAUUGACUUGGAGGCCUUGGGAAAGAAGGGUUACAGUGUCCCCAAAGCUGGAACCAUCCAAGUGACCUUAUUUAACCCCAACAAGACUGUGGUGAAGAUGUUCUUGGUGACGUACGACUUCCAGGACAUGCCAGCCAACCACAUGACCUUCCUACGCCAUCGCAUCUUCCUGGUGCCCGUGGGGGAGGAGGAAGGGGCCACUGUGGCCCCCAGCGACCCAGCAGGCACCAGCCCACCCCGUAGGGUCCUCUGCUACCUGAUGCACCUAAG